UUAUAGGAUAUAUUUCUAAACAAGCAUGUUACUCCUUAAUUUAGCAGGGUAUGCCAUUUGUCAUACAUCUCCCCACUCUACCCAGAAUGCAUUGUUGUUCUAGAAUCUUCCAUCAUGUGCCUGUUACAGUAAGCUGUAUUCCAUUCUCAUUGAAUAAAGUAAAGAAUAAUUAAAUUAACAACUUAAUUUCAAUUAUUUCACCCAAAAGGUUAUGGGCCUUUAGUUUUACAUUUAAGAUAUUAGUGAUAGCAAGUUUCGGGUUAAAAUGUGCAAUUUUUCGCCAGUGCAUGAAGUCGAAGUCUAACCUAAACGUAGUUCUGCCAGGACCCUUGAAUUAUUGCAAUCAAUAAUCAUGAAUGAUAAUGUGAAAUUUAUCAAUGUGCCAGUGUUCUCCGGCACUAAUUUCAACAACUGGCAAUUCAGGAUACGCUCGAUCUUGGAAAGAGAACAACUUCUCGACGUAGUGGACAACGACCCAGAAGCAGAUGCUGUUGCCAAAAGUAAGAAGGAUUUUGAUGUUUUAGAUGCUAAAGCCAAAGCUAUUGUCAUACAGGGUAUCAAAGACAAGCACUUGGAUAUCAUCAAAGACUCCAAGACUGCCAAGAAAAUGUUGGAAGCAUUAAAAGCUGUCUUCGUCAGAAACAGUGCCUUUUCGAAAUUGACUCUGUGGCGUAAAUUACUCACGUUGAAAU
This is a messenger RNA of Bemisia tabaci, 692 nucleotides long. The record is from RefSeq and is a predicted model, not a curated record. NCBI's taxonomy places the organism in Eukaryota, Metazoa, Arthropoda, Insecta, Hemiptera, Aleyrodidae.